AUGGCCGGGAGGCCGAAUGCGCCUGAAGCUUCGGAUCACAGCAACAAUCUUGUCGACAUUGGGAGUUCAACGCCAGUUUACAGUUCGGGACAGCGACCUCCUGUGGAUGAUUCACAAUUGCUGCAGAGAUACAACAUUGACGACUCCGAUGAAUUCCAACCCGAGCCGAGACCUUCGACUAGUUACGACGACUUCGUCGGGGGAGGCAGAGGAGCACCCCAUGACCAACACCAACCGAUAACGUUGCCUACUCGGCCCUUUGCCGCCCCUUACAUGACCGAUGGCUCGCGGAAUUACUCUCAAACCUCCGAGUUGAACAACUACGCACAGUACGAAGAGGGCGAGGAGUACGGUGAAGAUGACGGAGGGUACAAAUAUUACGAUGGCGGAGGUCCGUCGGAUGAUAAUAUACCUGGCGGAGGUGUUAAAGUUGUCGGAGGCCAUCAUGGGGGAAAUCGAACCAGCAUCAUGUCCAUGUCGGGAAUGGUCGACAGGGCCAAAGGCAUUCUUGGAAUGCGAGACAGCAAUUACUCCGACAUGAACCUGCCCUUGACAGAAGCGGGUAUGCAAGGUUCACGAGUCGACACAUCCGGAACCGAAGAGAGAAACCCUGUUCACGAAAAGAAAGUGUUCUCUUUCGACAAUGUCAAAGCUGCGUUUGGAAGGAAGAAAGUCGACCCAUCUACUCUCGGUCCCAGAAUCAUCCAACUCAACAACUCGACGGGUAAUGCUGCAAACAGAUGGGUCGACAAUCAUAUCUCCACCGCCAAAUACAACGUAGCUACGUUCAUUCCGAAAUUCUUGCUGGAACAAUUCUCCAAGUACGCCAACCUAUUUUUCUUGUUCACCGCCGUCCUCCAACAGAUACCCAAUGUUUCUCCCACGAAUCGAUACACAACCAUUGUUCCCCUGAUCAUUGUGCUCUUGGUUUCUGCUAUCAAGGAAUUAGUCGAGGACUACAAGCGAAAAACUUCAGACAAGUCCCUGAACGAUUCAAAGGCCCAGGUUCUCAAAGGCACCAAUUUUGUGGAAACGAAAUGGAUCAACGUUGCUGUCGGUGAUAUUGUCCGAGUCGAAUCGGAAGAGCCGUUUCCGGCAGAUCUGGUUCUUCUGGCUAGUUCGGAGCCAGAAGGGCUCUGCUACAUUGAAACGGCCAACCUGGACGGCGAGACGAACCUGAAAAUCAAGCAAGCCAUUCCGGAGACGGCUCAUCUGGUCAGUCCCGCGGACCUUGGACGACUUGCUGGACGUGUUCGGUCGGAGCAACCAAACAGCAGUCUGUACACCUACGAGGCCACUUUAACCAUGGCUGGCGGAGGACGUGAGAAGGAGCUGCCUUUGACGCCUGAUCAACUCCUACUGAGGGGAGCAACUCUCAGGAACACCCCGUGGGUGCAUGGAGUAGUUGUCUUCACCGGCCAUGAAACGAAACUGAUGCGCAAUGCGACCGCGACACCCAUCAAGCGUACCAACGUGGAGCGAAUGCUCAAUAAGCAAAUUCUCAUGCUCGUGGCCAUCCUCCUGGUCCUGAGUGCCAUCAGCACGAUCGGAGACAUCAUUGUACGGUCGACCGCUGGGGAGAAGUUGACAUACUUGUACUAUGGCAGUUUCAACGCCGCCUCACAAUUUUUCUUGGACAUCUUCACAUACUGGGUCCUUUAUUCUAAUUUGGUGCCGAUAUCCCUGUUUGUGACAAUUGAGUUGGUGAAAUACUAUCAAGCUUUCCUUAUCAACAACGACCUCGACAUCUAUUAUCCCGACACCGACACCCCUACAAUCUGUCGAACCUCAUCGCUCGUGGAGGAAUUGGGCCAGAUUGAGUACAUUUUUUCAGACAAAACCGGCACUUUGACCUGCAAUGUCAUGGAAUUCAGGCAAUGCACCAUAGGCGGCAUUCAAUAUGCAGGCAUUGUGCCCGAAGACAGAAGAGCCGCUGGCCCUGAUGACACCAGCGGAAUCCAUGACUUCAAGCGACUGGGAGAAAAUCUUGAAACGCAUCCAAGUAGGUCUGCCAUUCACCACUUUCUCACACUCUUGUCCACUUGCCAUACGGUCAUACCUGAGCGCAAGGACGAAAAGUCUGAGAUCAAAUAUCAGGCUGCUUCUCCUGACGAGGGGGCUCUUGUUGAGGGCGCCAUGAUGCUUGGCUAUCAAUUUGUGGCUCGCAAACCACGUGCUGUGAUUAUCCAAGUUGACGGACAAGUCCUGGAGUACGAGCUUCUGGCAGUUUGUGAAUUCAAUUCGACUCGGAAGCGUAUGUCAACAAUCUUUCGAUGUCCGGACGGCAAGAUCCGGGUCUAUUGUAAAGGAGCUGACACUGUGAUCCUGGAGCGAUUGGCCAAAGACAACCCCAUUGUCGAUGUAACAUUGCAGCAUCUGGAGGACUAUGCCACGGACGGUCUACGGACGCUCUGUCUUGCCAUGCGUGAAAUCCCGGAGGAAGAAUAUCAGGAAUGGAAACAAAUUUUCGACAAGGCUGCCACAACCGUUGGAGGAAAUCGUGCCGAGGAGCUCGACAAGGCUGCAGAAAUCAUUGAGCAUGAUCUCUUUUUACUAGGAGCAACUGCCAUUGAAGACCGACUACAAGAUGGAGUGCCCGAAACCAUCCAUACGUUGCAAACCGCGGGAAUCAAAGUGUGGGUUCUCACGGGCGACAGACAGGAGACAGCCAUCAACAUUGGAAUGAGUUGCAAACUGAUCAGCGAAGAUAUGACUCUACUCAUCAUCAAUGAGGAAUCAUCUGCGGCGACGAGGGAGAGUCUGCAGAAGAAGUAUGAUGCAGUGCGCAGUCAGGCCGCAUCUGGCGAGUAUGACACACUCGCCCUAGUAAUUGAUGGGAAAUCCUUGUUGUUCGCAUUGGAGAAAGACAUGGAAAAGUUGUUCCUCGACCUGGCUGUCAUGUGCAGGGCCGUCAUAUGCUGCAGAGUGUCGCCCCUGCAGAAGGCACUGGUCGUCAAACUAGUCAAACGGCAUUUGAAGGCUCUUCUUCUAGCGGUUGGAGAUGGCGCCAAUGAUGUCUCCAUGAUCCAAGCAGCCCACGUCGGUGUCGGUAUCAGUGGUGUGGAAGGUCUCCAGGCUGCACGAAGCGCCGAUGUCGCGAUUGGACAAUUUCGCUAUCUGAGAAAACUACUCUUGGUGCAUGGAGCGUGGAGUUAUCAGCGCAUCAGCAAGGUCAUCCUGUACUCCUUCUACAAAAAUAUCGCCAUGUUUAUGACACAGUUCUGGUAUUCAUUCCAGAACGCUUUCUCAGGCCAGGUCAUCUACGAGUCGUGGACGCUAUCCUUCUAUAACGUCUUGUUCACGGUUCUACCCCCUUUCGCCAUGGGCAUCUUCGACCAAUUCAUCUCAGCGAGACUACUGGAUCGGUACCCACAACUAUACCAGUUGACCCAGAAAGGACUCUUCUUCCGCAUGCACUCGUUCUGGUCGUGGGUGGCGAACGGCUUCUACCACUCGAUCCUGGCGUAUAUCUUCUCGUCCUACUUCUUCUACGAUGAUUUGGUUCUGUCAAACGGCAAGAUCGGCGGCCACUGGCUAUGGGGCACUUCAACGUACACAGCGAUUUUGUUGGUUGUGCUCGGCAAAGCCGCGCUCAUCACCAAUGUCUGGACUAAGUACACAGUACUUGCGAUCCCAGGGUCCUUUGUGAUCUGGUUAGCUUUCAUCCCCGCAUACUCGUACGCCGCUCCCAACAUUGGCUCGGGCUUCUCGACGGAGCUCGACGGCAUUAUUCCCGUCAUGUUUUCGUCCCCCAUGUUCUACGCCAUGUGUCUCAUCCUGCCGCCGGCAUGUCUCCUGCGCGACUUUGCCUGGAAAUACGCCAAACGUAUGUACUACCCGCAGGCGUACCAUCAUGUCCAGGAGAUCCAGAAGUACAACGUCCAGGACUACCGGCCGCGCAUGGAGCAGUUCCAAAAGGCGGUACGGAAAGUGCGCCAGGUCCAAAGAAUGAGGAAACAGCGAGGCUACGCCUUCUCAGCAGGCGACGAGGCCGGCCAGCAGACCAGAAUUCUCAGCGCCUACGACACCACGAGGGAGAGAGGAAGGUAUGGUGAGAUGCUGACGGCAAGGACCUCGAAUUAA
Capronia epimyces CBS 606.96 is the source of this 4083-nucleotide messenger RNA. Its product is annotated as phospholipid-translocating ATPase. NCBI's taxonomy places the organism in Eukaryota, Fungi, Ascomycota, Eurotiomycetes, Chaetothyriales, Herpotrichiellaceae. Gene Ontology annotation, biological process: intracellular protein transport; post-Golgi vesicle-mediated transport; endocytic recycling. Gene Ontology annotation, molecular function: magnesium ion binding; ATP hydrolysis activity; ATP binding. Gene Ontology annotation, cellular component: plasma membrane. The coding region runs from base 1 to 4083 and encodes 1360 amino acids. The transcript is spliced from 2 exons. The record is from RefSeq and is a predicted model, not a curated record.